GCCCUCUCGGGGCCGCGCGGGGCCCGGGCGGCGGCGCGACGGGAGGAGGGGGAGGAGGAGGAGGAGGAGGAGGAAGGAGGACGUCUAUGCAGGCGGCCCGCGCAUGGAGGAGGAGGAGGCCAUGAACGGCGACCGGACCGAGAGCGACUGGCAGGGGCUGGUGAGCGAGUACCUGGUGUGUAAAAGGAAGUUGGAGAGUAAGAAGGAAGCCCUGCUGAUCCUUUCCAAGGAGCUGGACACCUGUCAACAGGAAAGGGACCAGUACAAACUCAUGGCCAAUCAGCUCCGAGAGCGCCACCAGUCCCUGAAGAAGAAGUACCGAGAGCUGAUUGAUGGAGAUCCAUCACUUCCUCCUGAAAAAAGGAAACAGGCUAAUCUUGCACAACUGUUGAGAGAUUCUCAGGACCGAAAUAAACAUCUGGGAGAAGAAAUUAAAGAACUUCAGCAAAGGCUUGGAGAAGUCCAGGGCGACAAUAAGCUCUUGAGGAUGACAAUUGCCAAACAAAGGCUUGGAGAUGAAGAAAUUGGCGUGCGCCACUUUGCAGCCCAUGAGCGUGAAGACUUGGUUCAGCAGCUGGAGAGAGCCAAGGAACAGAUUGAGUCUUUGGAGCAUGACCUGCAGGCCUCUGUGGAUGAGCUUCAGGAUGUUAAGGAAGAGCGGUCCUCCUACCAGGACAAGGUGGAGAGGCUAAACCAGGAGCUAAACCAUAUCCUGGGUGGGCACGAGAACCGCAUCAUUGACGUGGAUGCCCUAUGCAUGGAGAACAGGUACCUUCAAGAAAGAUUAAAGCAACUCCAUGAAGAGGUCACCCUUUUGAAAUCGAACGUUGCCAAAUACAAGAAUGCCCUCGAGAGACGGAAAAACUCAAAGGGCCAGGGUAAAUCCAGCAGCAGUGCUCUGACAGGAGUCCUGUCAGCAAAGCAAGUCCAGGAUUUGCUGUCUGAGGAUCACGGGUGCAGUCUCCCAGCCACUCCACAGUCCAUUUCCGACCUGAAAUCUCUGGCGACAGCACUGCUGGAGACAAUCCACGAGAAAAACAUGGUCAUUCAGCAUCAGAGGCAAACCAACAAAAUCCUAGGGAAUCGUGUGGCUGAGCUGGAAAAAAAAUUAAGAACUCUGGAAGUUUCUGGUUUGUGGAGUCUUCCAGGGGGCAAGGACACCAUACUGUUCAGCGACCCCAGUCUUCCCACCAUACAGAGGUCAAGAUCCCCACUGCUGAAGUUUGUUGACCAGCCCACCGAGAACAAAGCGAAUCCCAAGGAUGGGGAGGUUCAGAAGCAGGAAGGAGAUGAAAGUUGUGCCGCUGCCGAGGCGUUGACAGCGCCCGAGGAUGCUGGGAGACCCGCUGUCAACUCCCAGGCAAAUUUCAGCCUCAGGAACCAACGCAAGCUCUUUCAUCCGUCAUUACCCCGGGUACCUUCCGAGGAAGAAGAAGUAAACAAGCUUGGGAGGGAAAUAAUUAAACUGACAAAGGAACAGGCAGCUGCAGACCCGAAAGAGGUCAGAAGAGAGAGUCCCGUGGAGGGUCAGAGGAGCGGGAGGCCCAACGCGCCAGGCCCGGCCUCGCAGGGGGAGCCCCCCGGGCCUCAGCCGGGCCCCUCUGAGCCCAGCCAGCCGGCGGCCGAGGCUUCCGCGCCGGGAGGCGGCACGGGGAUCCCAGAGGGCGCAGGCACGAGGAGCACAGUGAAAACAUGAGGGGCAAAGGCAUCCGACGUGAUGACACGCUGAAAGCCCCGGACGGUGAGGAGCGACGUGUCAGAGCAGCGCGCCCGAGCCGCUUUCCCCUGAAACGCCUCCGAGUCUGCAAGUGCGAAAACGCUCCGAUCCCGCUGCAAACUGUGAACAGUCCGAGGAUGCCAGUGCAGUCCGAUUUAUUAAACGCGGGCCUCAGGCUUCUCGGUGUCAUCUCUUUCUGCCGAAGAUGCGCCGCCGUGAGCGUGGCCGCGCGUGGGAACAGCGUCCACCCUAGCGCCGGUUUUCAGCCUCCGUCUUUCUGUCAGCAUUUGUUUUAUCAGAGACAAGAUGUUUUCCUAUUAGCACUUCAUGUUGCUGAUCAAAAUUGUGGGAAGAGGUAGGAACCGAUGGGGUUUUAAUCAGGUUCCUGUCUCGGUAAAGGCUCGCGGCUGGAGGGGAAGGUGUAACUGAGCAGAACGUGUCUGGAGGGCCCAGGGCCCUGCAGCUUGCACCCUGCAGGGAGGGCGGCCGGCGUGGGGGCGCUUGGCUUCCUGCCCUCAGCACUGUCUGUCACGCGUGGACUGGCAGGCGGAAAGGCACUUAGGGGCUUCUGGUUUGAAAUCCACAGCGACGGGGAUGGGGGUAUGUAAAAGAGGGGGAGGGGACUCCCGAUUGGGGUCUGUGAUUUUUUGUUUGUUUGUUUCUGAGAUGAGACGAGAGUUAGAAUCUGGAAAUGCUAGUUCUCUCCGUUCAACCUGUCCUGCAUGGAGGGUGUUAUGGCCAUUUCAGGUCUGGGGGAGAUCUAGCUGCUUAGGGCCAGUCUAGUUUCCUGUACCACCAGAAACCUCGACCCCUUCACAGGUACUGGGAUUUUUAAGACAAGACACAGAGCUCAUGGACCUACAGAGGAAAGAGAGAGGAAAACAAAAGAACUUCAUUACAGCAUUUUAAGGGGAACUGUGGAACCAAGUCUAAGGGUGGGAAAGGAAGGCGUGGUCAAUCCUAUAUGGUUCUUUCCUUUGGAAUAAAAAUGAGCUUUUCUAGGUGGCAUCUGCCACUGCAGAAAAUUAAAAGAGCAUCCAACCAUAGACCUUUCUUUGAGCUGAACUCAGUUUAUUUCCCCAGGACAGCCUGAUACCAGAUCCCAAAGCUCAGAAUGCUUCUGAGAACCUGAAUCACUCCUUUGACAGCCCCUCCUGCAGGAACAAAAAGAGGCUCCCACAGUGGUAGAGACUAAAAAUUCAUCUUAAAAAUCCAAUGUUUACACCAGACUCGCGAUCUUGGGUGUGAUACCUGCAUGUGAGGGGCCAGCCUACACCGACCGACACAUCCCUGCGGGGUUGCAUCUCCCGCAUCACUCUGCUGGCAGAAUGGAAGCCCCAUCAGAUGUUGUGCAGCCUCACUCUGAAGGAGGGCAAAGUGCAGCCCAGAAGGACCCAGUCCUUUGUCAGGUGCACACUGCGUGGGCCUCCAGCUGCUUUGGCCACCCCUAUCUAGCAAAACGGGAGCAUGCUGGAGUCAGUGCUGUGUUGCUGCUGGUGAGGAGGACAUGCCAUCAGCCCCUGUCCACUGGUCUCCCGUGCUCCACUCUUCCCUCUGUAUUCCAGCCUAUCCCCCCACCCUGGAGGCCCACCCCCACAGCUUCCCCUCAGGGGAAAUCGCUUCUGCAGCUGCAGAGCUUGCACAGACCAGCAGUCACAGAAAUAAUUUUUCUGCUGGACUGGGCCUUAACUGUUUGCAAAUAUUUAGCACUACCGCAUAGGAUGGCAGAGCUACCAAAGGAAAAUACAGCCAAGUUAAAUACAAUAAUAAUAAAAAGACAGACAUGUGCACAUCUUCAGGGCCCAUUCAUCACCUUCUGGAAAGCAGGGUUUAUCAAAAACUUCAACACAUUCCAUCAGGAUCAGGGAAACUGCAGUGUAUCCCAAAGAGUCUGGGGUUCAGGGCAGGGGUCAGGGUUCACAGGGAGGGGUAACCUAAACCCUGUGUGUGCAGACAGCCAAGAAGGUCUGCGUUAUUAGAUGGAAUGGGAGCCAAUGAGUUGAUCCUGUCCCAGGUGUAAUCAUGACAACACCCCAUAGACAUAGGUGACACUGUCCCACCUCUGCUACCGCCAUCCAGCAUGGUUCUUCUGUUCCACAGACAUUAAAGGGAAUUUUGGCAAUUACUUGUGAUUGUCCUUUGUCUUUUUAGGGGUCGUCGUGAAAGGGUGCAGCAUCCUGUCCCCUACUCUUCCAGAUAAGCCUGCACC
Propithecus coquereli (Coquerel's sifaka) is the source of this 3926-nucleotide messenger RNA. It is a transcript of the gene CCDC149, whose product is annotated as coiled-coil domain containing 149. The transcript is spliced from 12 exons. Lineage: Eukaryota; Metazoa; Chordata; Mammalia; Primates; Indriidae. The record is from RefSeq and is a predicted model, not a curated record. Bases 104 to 1696 code for a protein of 530 amino acids.